This is a messenger RNA of Funneliformis mosseae, 319 nucleotides long. The record is from the annotation of a GenBank genome assembly. Lineage: Eukaryota; Fungi; Glomeromycota; Glomeromycetes; Glomerales; Glomeraceae.
AUGGAAGAGUUUUUCACAGAAUUGACACAAUUUGGUUUGCAACUCGAAGAAUCAUGUCGAGAGUUGAGGACUACAAUUGAAAGUCCUGCGUUGUCGGUAUCCUCGGGAUAUCAUGAAAACCUUCGUGAUAUGUCGAUAAAAAGUAAAUCAAUGUUGAAUGAAGUAAUUGCUUUAGAAAAAACUCAAAAUAUCAAUCAUCCUAUGUCGAAAUUAGUUUUGGCUACGAAAAAUGUUUAUGAUCAGAUGAAACAUGAAAUAAGUUUACUGGAGGAACAAUUACGUGAAUUUGGGUUGGAAGGUAGUCGUUUAAGAGUUACAC